ACACCGAGGGAGCUCAAGGACAGUGACGACGUCUGUGUGUUCCAGGCUGCGUGUGCCCUGCGUGUUCGUCGAGCCGAGUUUUCGAGCAAGGUUCUCACACUCUCCUCUACCUCAGUAUCUUUGCUGACGGAUAUACUGUACCCACUAGUUGCACGAGAUGCGAUCGUGUCGCUCCAACCUCUCGCCACCGCAUAGCGUCUCGUACCUGUCAUCGUUAUAUUGCCUCGGAUGUCACUACUCGAGUUGUCUGAUGCAUCUCCUGGAUACUGGCAUACAUGCGUCGGAGGUGUUCCUCGCGAUCCACAAGGAUUUGGGGAAAGCGGAUUAUAGUCAAUUGCAUCAAACACAUCUCCAUGCCAAGACACAAUUCGGCAAUGUCAAGCCUGCCCUGACGGGUGUGGAGAAGACCGGUGUAUUCGCACCACAAGCAGCGAGGCUUGGUGCGAGACUCGUCCUGGCAGCCCAGAGAUUCCGGCACUGCAGAGCUGUGAACAGCGUGUUUACGAGCCCCGGAUUCUAUGAUUACGAGGUGUCACCCAGAGAACCUGUUGAUGCUCCGGCACCUGAUUGCAACGCUCCGGAGAACACAAAGCAUGAAAAUGCUAUGGACAUCAGUCGUUCGCAAACUCCAGCUUUGGGGUCUCCGCGUGCGCAGUCGCCCGAAAUUCCGUUGCGACACUCGCUCGCUCAAAUAGAAGAGUCGUCGCCCGCGGACGGCGUCAUGUCGCAGGAGCAUUUCGCCCAAACGCAUAUCGACGAUGCUCGAUUCGACACGCUUACGGCGGCGCGCAGCGUAACUGAACCUCCCCAGCGACAUAAUCGAGCUUAUAUUCUUCUAUCCGGUCCAGCAUCUGGUUCAAGCAAGAGAAAGAGGGACGCAGCUGCCACGAGCGAGCAGACAUCGAGGCGGAAACGGGUGAAGGCAUCCAAGCCUCAGGAAGAGGACUUCGUUGACGACGACUACGGGGGAGCCCUUGUCAACGUCAUGCAGAGUGCAUACAAUCAGGCACAAGACUCACAACGACCAGGACCGAACAAGUUUAAACGGGUCGCACGACGAGUCGAUUCCCCUGAUCCUGAACCAGAGGAUCCGAUCCCCCGAGGUAGACGUGACGAUCCACAAGGAUCUCGACUUCCGUCAGCACGUCCUCGGCAACGCUCUGGUAGAGAUCUUGUCGACCCGGAUCGCGAGACGAUGAGGUCAGCCUCUAAGAAGGCAAAACCCAAGUCUCGACGACCCGAGCCAUGUCCCGAACCAACAACCGGCACAGCAUCACAACAGCUGACCAGUGCGAGGGACAACCCUAUUGCGCAAUCGUCUAAAGCAAGUACUACCGGGAACCGUGCACUUAUUCGCGCACCCCGGGGCAAACCACCUGGGAUGCCUGCCUCUGACUGCGACGCUCUUCCACAGACAACCCACACUCAUCGGUCUACUCCUAGGACACACGCUGGUCGCGGUCGUGAUCAGACCCAUCUCGAUAGUACCGAGCCUCUGUCGGAACUACGGGCCCAGUUGCGGCAGUCCGAGGCCAAGCGAAUCAGACUGGAAGAAGACAAGAGUCGCAUAGAGGACAAGUUGGCGGAAUCCGUACACGACCUCACAACCUCCCGUUCAGACUACGACAAGCUGCACUCAGAAUGCGACAAGUUUCGCUCAGAACGCGACAAGUUUCGCUCAGAACGCGAUAAGUUUCGCUUAGAACGUGACAAGUACCGCUUAGAAUGCGACAAGCUUCGUUCAGAAUGCGACAAGCUCCGUUCAGAACGCGACAUGGACAACCACAGAUACUCGGACCAUAGAAAGGAGGUCGGGCACUACAAAGCUAUGUCUGAACUGGUGGAGGGAAAGCUCCAUAACGCACAGGAGGCCUUGAAAUCGAAGGACCGGCAAAUCGAGGACCAGAGAAGGGAUGUCGAGGGAUAUAAGGAGGGAUUGCAGUACUUGGCAAAUGAGUUCGAAACGUACUUGCGGUCUCACGGCGCACUGCAACAUCCCUCCGGUGUUCCCGACCACAUGCAACCCAUGUAUCACCAGCUUCGACAAUUCACGGACCUCAUCGGCGGGCUCAUAACGAAGGCCACCCAACGACUACCCAUUGGGAGUUUCAGCGAAGCUCAGCCAUUGUUCCUGGUCGGAAACCAACACGGGGUGAAUACGUCAAGCCCAGGCAUAGUCAUCCAGUCUCAACGAGUAUGUUGGGCGCGAUGACCAAUGGGGCGGUGGACAGCCAGAGGAUUCCAAUCAGCCACCCGCUGGCAUGCGCCAAGGAUGGUAUGGCGGUCCCAACGGACAAGGAGGCCGCGGACGCAGGCUUCCGAAUCGCGGCCAGCCGUACUUCCGUGGCAGAGGCAACUACCUAAACGCAUCCCCAAAUCGCCCUCAUCCGCGACAGCCGUACCCCGCCUCAGGCGAUCACACUCGGAAAUGGGUUACGAAUGCGAACUCACAGGCUCCCGAGUACGAGGG
Fomitopsis serialis is the source of this 2470-nucleotide messenger RNA. RefSeq lists its product as uncharacterized. NCBI's taxonomy places the organism in Eukaryota, Fungi, Basidiomycota, Agaricomycetes, Polyporales, Fomitopsidaceae. The transcript has 5 exons. The record is from RefSeq and is a predicted model, not a curated record. Bases 158 to 2212 code for a protein of 684 amino acids.